CCCAAGAGGCAAGGACCACAGCGUCUGGCGCGGGCAAGGUCGCUGGGACGGUGGCAAUGGAAACGAGCGGUACUGUGCAUGCCGGGCAUCUUGCGACUGGAGCUGUCUCCAGCAAGUGAGAUGACGAAGAAGAGACGACGAUAUUGAUGCUGAUGCUGCGAUAGACUGUUGAUGAACUUAAACCUUGAGCUUUGAUAGCAACGACGACGACGACACCCUGAAUCCACUUCCUACUUGCUACAUCCUACUAAUACUGAGUAUUUGCAGCAGGCUCUGCUUUUUGGCUUACUCUCUCUGCACAGAUGACCAUCAAGACGAGGCACAGACGCACUCGCUCCUUCUACGCGGCAUCGCCCAGUCCCGCACCGCGAACAGUAUUGUACUCCGGCAAGAGACUACCUGUCUCCCAGCAACGUGCUUCCCUGAAGCCGCGCAUACGCAAAGCUCAUGCAUCUGCAAAACCGAGGCCAUGCGCUCCGCAAGAGACACUGCCCAGACGUCAAUCAGGCGCAUACAAGCAGAUCAAGAAGCGCAGACUAGAUAGAGCCAUGCGAUGGUUUCCUUGCUUCUCACCAACUGUUGUUCCUUCGCCGCCCAUGAGACAGAAGGAUAUCUUCCUCAUGCUUGCUCGUCGCGUGACGGGACCAGACUAUACUGGAGCUCUUGAUGCUGACCAGACACUCUUGUCGCUAUGUGCCGCUCUGAGCAGACUCUCGAAGGAGCAUGCAGCUGACUCGUCAGCAGGAAGUUUUGGAACGAUAGAACUGGCAAGGAUGGUGGCUGCCUUGGCGAGAACCUCGGUGCAUGAAGCAGAUCAGCGCUUUGAUAUGCGAACAGUGCCAUUCAACCCAGAGCCAGAUGUUGAGAUGCUGGAUGAAGUCUCAUACAGAGAGGCAAUUCAACGACUGUCUGUACAGCUCAGAGAACUCGAACAAGUCUCUGCUGAAGUACUUGGUUCGCCUCCUAUGGUCACCUUUCGCUCAUUACCGAUUGACCUGCGUCCACCGCCUCCAAGGCUAGAUCUGAGGCGCACACGGAGUCUGCCCGCGUUGCCAGAUAUCCUGGAUGAUUCACUCGAAGAAGCCGUUGAACGCUGGGCACAAACCUUGACACAAUCCCCUGUCUCGGUUGAGAAGCCAGCUGUGGGUAUUGCCUUUGAACGGUCGUGCAUGCGCUCGACACAUCUCAGGCAGAGCGUACUGGAUCCAAUUUUGGAGGAAGACCUUCCAUGUGACUCGCCGCCGUCGCCACCGCCCAAUCUCGUCAAAAGUGUAGCUGUUGCGGUUGAUGGUCCCGCAGCUAGAAUGGAAACAGGACUGGCCACGCUCGAAGAUGCUCUAAUUCCACUCAACAGGCUCAUCUCGUACAGACAGCUCGAAACGAAAUGCAACAAGCCAAAUCUCAAAGCAGGCCGACCAACACUCAAGACGCCAUCAAGAGUUGCAAUUGCGGAACGUGCACGGCGCAGAAGAGCAAGACGGUUCGAAGCGGCAGAGGCCGAGAAGAAAGAACGCAUUUUGGACGGCAGUCUUGUCGAAAGUGAAACGGUGGCAAAAGCGAUUGAUGGUACAAGGCCGCUACAAAUGAGCAAGCCACGCCUCCUGACAAGCGCCCGAUUAGAUGAUGAUCUGCCGCCUUUGCCGAUGUCACCAGGUACACCCCGGGUCCCACAAAAGCGACUAGCAAGCUUUGAGCAUGACUGUGUGCCGCAAACAGUGUUACCGUCGUCUUCGGUUCGCAGCCUACAUGACAGUAGUAGCAUCCAACUGCGUUCGCCACCUUUGCUGGCCUCUACUUGGAAUCGCUCAACGCUUAGUCACUGCACACCCACGAAGAGCAUCGACUGUGCAAGAAGCGAGAAGCGCCGUCGGCGACAAGGUGUGUUCCUCGACACUGCUGCAUUCCAGCCCCUUCAACUUGCCUUUUUGGGCUCCAUUGGACGCGACAGUCGGCAACCUUCAGUCGUCUUCUGAGGGCAACAUAUUUCAAUACCAAAUUGUAGUCUUUCAUUUCUUAAGAUUCGUCAUCAAUGACUUUCCAGGCUGCCUGUGCUUUUGCAUUUCUCGCCUUGGCCUUGCGUUGAUUUUCUCUCUGGUUGGCAAGUCGCUGCGUAUGUGAGCGAUGCGUCCAUCUAGAUAAUGAAUGGGAAUAUGCUCACCUCAGCACGUAGACAGAGCGUCAGGGCUUCCUUGUGUUCAUUGCAUGCCCCACCGAAUUUGGCCCAGAGACCUGCUUUAUGGCAUUCUUCGAGAGCAAGAAUGAGGUCGUAGCAGCCUGGAUGCUUGUGCUC
This is a messenger RNA of Protomyces lactucae-debilis, 2290 nucleotides long. RefSeq lists its product as uncharacterized. The record is from RefSeq and is a predicted model, not a curated record. The coding region runs from base 303 to 1973 and encodes 556 amino acids. The transcript has a single exon. NCBI's taxonomy places the organism in Eukaryota, Fungi, Ascomycota, Taphrinomycetes, Taphrinales, Protomycetaceae.